AUGAAUAAUGCUAAAGUUCUAAAAAUACAUGGUUAUGCUAUGGGUAUAACUUUAGGAGAAGGAACUUACUCCAAAGUGAAAUCUGCAUACUCUAAACAACUCAAAGAAGAUGUAGCAGUGAAGAUAAUAGACAGGAAAAAAGCUCCUUCUGAUUUUUUGAAGAAUUUCUUGCCCAGAGAAUUAGAAAUCUUGACAGCAGUGAAUCACAAUAAUAUUGUGAAGACGUAUGAGAUAUUUGAAAGCUCCAAUGGAAAGAUUUAUAUUAUUAUGGAGCUUGCAGUUCAAGGAAGUUUACUGGAAUAUAUACAGUCCAGAGACGCAUUACCAGAAGACAUGGCUCGAAAGAUGUUUCAUCAGUUAACAAUGGCCAUAAAGUACUGUCAUGACAUUAACAUUGUACACAGAGAUCUGAAGUGUGAAAACCUUCUUUUGGAUAUUAAUUACAACAUCAAGGUUUCAGAUUUUGGUUUUUCAAGAAGGUGUGCUUUUGAUGGAGAAGGACAUACUUUACUAAGUGAAACAUUCUGUGGGUCUAUUGCAUAUGCAGCACCUGAAGUGCUACAAGGAAUACCUUAUCAACCAAAGAUGUAUGACAUCUGGAGCCUGGGCAUUGUUCUGUUCAUUAUGGUCUGUGGCUGUAUGCCAUAUGAUGACUCUAAUUUCAGACGGAUGCUGCGUGCUCAGAAAGCACGUGUACUAAACUUUCCAAGAUCUAAAUUUGUCACCACAGAGUGUAAACAUUUGAUUCUAAAGAUUCUUCAUCCUGACGUGUUGAAAAGACUGACUAUUGAGGAGAUCCUCAUUCACCCUUGGAUGCAGCCUAAAAAACAUGAAAAUGCAGAUGAUGGAAAGAAACACGGUGAAUGUUCUCAAACAGUGCAACGGCAAAAUGAACAACCAAAAGUUGAUUCAAGAUCUGAUACCAGCAAUGAAUCUAAAUCACAGAAAAAAAUUGAAAGUAAAACCGAGGCUGCAUCAGAAUCAAUUCAUCUCAAACCUGAUGCAAAAACUGAAUCAAACCUUGACUCAUAA
This is a messenger RNA of Protopterus annectens (West African lungfish), 1032 nucleotides long. RefSeq names its product testis-specific serine/threonine-protein kinase 1-like. Gene Ontology annotation, cellular component: cytoplasm. Lineage: Eukaryota; Metazoa; Chordata; Ceratodontiformes; Protopteridae. Gene Ontology annotation, biological process: microtubule cytoskeleton organization; protein phosphorylation; intracellular signal transduction. The coding region runs from base 1 to 1032 and encodes 343 amino acids. The transcript has a single exon. The record is from RefSeq and is a predicted model, not a curated record. Gene Ontology annotation, molecular function: protein serine/threonine kinase activity; ATP binding; tau-protein kinase activity.